Halichondria panicea is the source of this 3421-nucleotide messenger RNA. RefSeq lists its product as uncharacterized. Gene Ontology annotation, biological process: transmembrane transport. Lineage: Eukaryota; Metazoa; Porifera; Demospongiae; Suberitida; Halichondriidae. The coding region runs from base 130 to 3303 and encodes 1057 amino acids. Gene Ontology annotation, cellular component: membrane. The record is from RefSeq and is a predicted model, not a curated record. Gene Ontology annotation, molecular function: transmembrane transporter activity. The transcript is spliced from 6 exons.
CCACGUGUUGAGUGAAAGGAGGGUGGGGCUGCCUCUGCAAAGGAAUUAUGUCAUGUGGUAAAAUGAGAUAAUCAACACACAGCAAUGUGAAGUAGAUAUCACAACACAGCUCCAAUCAACCCAUUGACAAUGGAGUCUGAGAGUACAGCAUUACUGCAGACAAGGAGCAGCACUGGUCGAGUUGGGCUAGUCCUUGUAUUUGCCCUCAUGGCUUGCACUGGAGGCAUCUUAGGAGGGUACAGUCAUGGUUUCCCAUCUCCAACUCUACUACAGCUGGAAAUCGCCUACGAGAAUGGAGAACGUACAACUGCAUUUUCCAGUAAAAGCAUCUAUGAAGGCUUGUUUGGGGCCAUUGGUCCGAUUGGUGGACUGUUUGGGGGCUCAAUUGCAGGUCCUGUGUCCGAUCGCUUUGGUCGUUCAGCUGCUCUCGUACUGAUGAGCGUCCCUCACCUGAUUGGUUGGCUUACCCAGGCCUAUGCUCCACUAAUGCCUACCUUUGAUAGUUUUGUGUCAGUUCUCAUGAUUGGACGAUGGUUUACCGGAUUCGGUACCGGCUGGGGAUCACUUGUCAUUACUGUGUACAUGGUGGAGAUCUCCCCUGCAAAGCUCAAGGGUUUAUUUGGUUCCAUGUUCUGGUUCUCUAGUUCAAUUGGUAUCUUGUUGGUGUAUGCUCUCGGAGCUAUUCCUGGAUUUUCUUACUCCAGUCUCUCUCUCUCAACUGCUGGGCUGGUACUCGUGUGUGUAACUCUCUACUGCUUCCUACCAGAGACUCCUCGGUGGCUAGCUGUCAAUCAGAGGCUUGAAGAGUCAUACAAAGUCUUGAAACGCCUCAGGGGAAAGGACACAGAUAUCAGUAUGGAGAUGAAAGAACUACAAGAUAAUAUUGCAGAGACUGGAGAGCUAACGUGGAAAAUAAAACUGUUGUAUCUCACAAACAAAUCCGCUUACAAGCCAUUAAUUUUAUCGGUGAUUCUAAUGAUGUUUCAGCAAUUCACUGGAAUCAAUGUAGUGCUCUUCUAUGCCGAAACUAUCUUACACGAUGCUAGGGUAGUAAACGCAGACCAAGUGGCUGGUUUUGCUGUUGGAUCUACUCAAGUACUGGCUGUGUUUGUGGCUGUUGUUUUGGUGGACUACUUGGGCCGAAAGGUGCUCCUUGUUACAAGCAGUGUCCUGAUAUGCAUCAGUACUGGAAUGCUGGGUCUCUACUACUUCCUAACAGACUUUGUUUGCAGCCAGUACAAUGUUACAGAUAUGGUGAUGACGAAUACAUCAAAUUUGCCAUUUUAUUGCGAUCCCAUCUCCAGCAAUUUUUUCAUAUUAGCAAUCGUUAGUGUUCUGUUGUCUAUUAUCGGAUUCUCUAUCGGAUGGUCUACGUUACCGUGGGUCAUGAUCAGUGAAUUAGCCCCCCUUCGAGUGAGAGGUGUUUUGAGUGGUAUAGCCAUCUUUGUCAACUGGAGUUCAGCUGCAUUUGUAACAUUUGUUUUCCCGUUGUAUCAGAACGUAGUCCAGCACUAUGGUAGCUGGUGGACUCUCACUGUCAUCACCUUCCUCAGCAUUCCAUUUGUUAUAUUCUUCAUACCCGAAACUAAAGGCAAGAGUCUGGAGAAAAUUGAGGAAGGAUUCAAGUCAAGAACUAAAAACAAUAAAAGAUGUCUUGAAGAUUUUCUGGGCAGUAUGGAGGCUGGUCUAAUAGCAGCUAGCGACUUUGAAAGUACUCUGGAGGGAGACAAGACUAGGCCACUAGCUCCAGUAUUCAAGUUUCCUCUAAUAGAACUUGGGAAAAGCUUCAAGACAAGUAAAACGUCUGAAGAGAGAAGCCAAACAGGUCAAGUGGGCCCAGUGCUGCUUUUUGCCAUCAUAGCAUGUGUCGGUGGAGUCCUGGGCGGUUACAGCCAUGGAUUCCCUUCUCCCACACUCUAUGAGCUGGAAAUUUCCUACCAGAGUGGAGAGAGAGUCACUGCAUUCUCCAGUAGCAGCAUCUAUGAAGGCUUGUUUGGGGCCAUUGGUCCCAUUGGUGGACUGUUUGGGGGCUCAAUUGCAGGUCCUGUGUCCGAUCGCUUUGGUCGUUCAGCUGCUCUCGUACUGAUGAGCGUCCCUCACCUGAUUGGUUGGCUUACCCAGACCUACGCUCCACUAAUGCCUACCUUUGAUAGUUUUGUGUCAGUUCUCAUGAUUGGACGAUGGUUUACCGGAUUCGGUACCGGCUGGGGAUCACUUGUCAUAACUGUAUAUAUUGUGGAGAUCUCUCCUGCAAAGCUCAAGGGUUUAUUUGGUUCCAUGUUCUGGUUCUCUAGUUCAAUUGGCAUCUUGCUGGUGUAUGCUCUCGGAGCUAUUCCUGGAUUUUCUUACUCCAGUCUCUCUCUCUCCACUGCUGGUCUGGUACUCGUGUGUGUGACCCUCUACUGCUCCCUACCAGAGACUCCUCGGUGGCUAGCUGUCAAUCAGAAGAUUAAAGAAGCUCGCAAAAUAUUGAAAACACUCAGAGGCAAAGAAACAGACAUAAGUGUCGAGAUGAAAGAGCUUCAAAAGAACAUUGAAGAUAGUGGAAAAUUGACAUGGAAAACAAAACUAAAAUAUCUCACGAAUAAAUCUGCUUACAGGCCAUUAAUUUUAUCAGUGAUUCUGAUGGUGUUUCAGCAAUUUACUGGGAGCAACGUAGUGUUAUUCUACGCAGGGACUAUACUGUUGGACGCUGAAGUUGUAAACGCUAGUCAAGUGGCUGGUUUUGCUGUUGGAUCUACUCAAGUACUGGCUGUGUUUGUGGCUGUUGUUUUGGUGGACUACUUGGGCCGAAAGGUGCUCCUUGUUACAAGCAGUGUCCUGAUAUGCAUCAGUACUGGAAUGCUGGGUCUCUACUACUUCCUAACAGACUUUAUUUGCAGCCAGUACAAUGUUACUGCAGUUAAUGUGACCCAACUACCCGUUUACUGCGAUCCCAUUUCAAGCAACUUUUACUCCUUAGCUAUUUUCAGUAUUUUAUUGUUUAUAAUUGCGUUUUCUAUUGGCUGGUCUACGAUACCCUGGAUUAUGAUGAGCGAGCUAUCUCCACUCAGGGUCAGAGGAAUCGUUAGCAGUAUAGCCAUCUUUGUCAACUGGAGUUCAGCUGCAUUUGUAACAUUUGUUUUCCCGUUGUAUCAGAAUGUAGUCCAGCACUAUGGUAGCUGGUGGACUCUCACUGUCAUCACCUUCCUCAGCAUUCCAUUUGUUAUAUUCUUCAUACCCGAAACUAAAGGCAUGAGUUUGGAGAAAAUUGAAGAAGGAUUCAAGCCUAAAGAUGACAGUGAAAUUACAACAGCUGUAUAAUUAAUUUUUAUUGCCAUAAUUAUUUACAUAUCGGUAAUUAUAAUAUUAAUUAAAUUUUUAUAAGCAGAAAAAAUUCUUAUUAUUGCGUAACAAACACAACCAGAGUUCGUGUUCAAUG